UUGUGAACAUCAAACACACAAUAAUAAAAAUCCUGAGUAAAAACAAAAUGCAAGUUUCAAAUUAUGUUUUCAAGUAUUGAAAAAGAAAUAAACAUUAUCCUGUGUGUAAAAGGUUAUUUUCCUUCCAAACCCAAAAGCUGGAUUUUCUUCAUUUCCUGGGUGGCAGCUGCUCCUGUCUUGGGUGGUGUAAAGUUUUUGGGCCAUUCUUCUCUAAACAUUUGUUAUGAUGUGGCUGCAUUGAAAGGGAUUUAGCAAGAUUUUAACUCAGAAUUUGACAAUACCACUCUAAAUUCUUUUUUAUAUUUAAUAUUUAGACUUCAAAAGUUGUGUUGUUAUGACAGUAAAGAAAAUCAUACUUUGUGAACUUGGAUUUUUGUCCUGUUGCAUAAUUGGAGUGUAUUUAUGUAUAAGGUCACAGACUGAUUGCUGGACAUUCUCCUUCAUGAUGUCCUUAAAUUACCAUUACAUACUGGUAGUUGUAGUUUCCAUUAAGAGUUUGCUUAUUCUCAGUCAGAGUGACUCAUAUGAUGAUGAGUUUUAUUAUUCAUGUUCUUGUUGACUUCCUGUUGUGAGUGGAGGUGUAUACAGUUGGAUGCAAUUGCUAAUAAAAUUUCAUAGGUCGCUCUGGAGAGCACUGCACUCAAACCAAUUGUAACUGAAGGCUGUGUUGUUUUUCCUCCGUCACUUACCAACAUUUCCAGCCGUUUAAAGAGGGCAGCAUUACAGUAAACGCCUGCACUCCCACUAUCGUCUGAUUGUAACUCCACUUUUUUCUUUCCUUACAUGUAUAGACAAGUUCUUCUUCUUACAUGUAGAGGCAACAGUUUUCCUGGAGAUCGUGCUUUGUUGGCAGUCUGUUCCACGGCUUGGAAAAGUAUUCACACGACUUGAACUUUUCCAUAUUUUCUCACAUUACAACAAAGACUAACACAAGGUAGUAUACAAUUGUGAAGCAGAAAGAAAAUGAUAAAUGAUUCAAAACAUUUUUACUAAUAAAAAAAACUGAAAAGUGCAGCGUUCAGAUGUAUUCAGCCCACUUUUCUAUGAGUGCAAAUAAUUGCCUUCAGAAGUGUCCUGAUAGCUGCUAGUCUGAAUAGAGUCCACUUGUGUGUAGUCUAGUCUCAGUACAAACACAGCUACUCUGUGACGGCUUCAGAGGUUGGUGAAGAGAAUAUUGGGGAGCAAACGGCAUGAUGAAGUCCAAGGAACACACCAGAUAGGUCAGAUAAAAAGUUGUGGAGAAGUUUAAAACAGGCUUAGGUUAUAAAAGAUUUCUCAUGCUCUGAUGGACAGAGUACGGCACACCUGUAAUCCUACCAAGAGACUGUCCACCUAAACUUACAGGCCAAACAAGGAGAGCACUGAUACAUACAGAGAUUCACAUGACAACUAUUAGUCAUUCACUGCACAAAUGUGUCUUUAUGGGAGAGAGGCAAGAAGUAAGACAUUGAAAGGAAAAUCAAUAAAUUUCUUGUUAGAUUAUUAUAUUUCUGUUGUAGGUCAGAUCUCUGAUAUAUCACACUGCUUACUAGAAAAUCAGUGGAAUUUGCCUGUAAUGCUCAGUAACCAGACUAAUUACUUUUAGGAGCUGUUAAUAGAUUUCUCUGAUUUUUAUCUUUUCAAAAGACAGAUAAAUACGGUGGGGCGUGCCGUGGUGUCGUAGGGGUUAGCGCGUCCCACGUUUGGAGACCAUGAGUCCUCGACAAGGCCGUCGCGGGUUUGAUUCCCGGACCCGGCGAGAUUUGCCACAUGUAUUCCCCCCUCUACUUCCCCCUUUCCUGUCAGCUUACUUUCAUAUAAGGGACACUAGAGCCCAUAAAAACCCCCUGGAGGGGAGAAAAAAAAACGCUCAAUACGGUUUUGCAAAAGAGGUUUUAAUGUACAUCAUGUGACACUGAAACACAUUAUUGAACUUUUCACUUAUACUUGGAUUUUUAAGCUGUAAUUUUUAAUGCAGGGAAAAUUGAUGUCAAAAAUUCUGAUUGUUUUUUAAGACAUCUGAAAAUGACUUAUCAUUCAUUGAUUUUUUUUUGUCUUUCUUUUAUGUGUCAGCAGUUACCUGGAAGCAGCAUGACCUGUUAAAAGUUUGGGCCUUUUAUGUGUCAGCUGUUAUCUGGAAGCAGCAUGAUCUGUUAAAAGUUUGGGCUGGAAGCUAUACUUAAGUUGUGAAACCAGACUUAUCUUCUCGGAAUCAAAGUUAACGCCCUCUUAGAGUUCAGGUAUUUUCUGCACUAUUAUGUGGCUUUUAACAGAAAGGUUGUUGGGCUUAUCUGCGGCUUCACUGAUGUUCAAGGAGGAAGAUAUCUAGGUUGUUUUCUUACUGUCUAUCCUUAUUUUGUGAGCGGAGCCUCAGAAGGGAAGGACAGACGGGACUUGUUUCUGGAAGAAAAAAUGACUACAACCAACAUUACUAAACUGGAUUUAAAAUCUGCAGAUACAUUCCUGACUGCUCUUUACAUCUUAGUUUUUGUUGUUGGAUUGGUCCUGAAUUUAUGUGGAAUGAAGUGUUUGGUGCACAACUGGAAGAAACUUAGGAUUAUUAACAUCCUUGUUCUUAACCUUGGAGUAGCAGACAUGUUGUAUCUGCUAACUCACCCCUUUCUGAUUGUGUACUACAUUAAUAAGAAUGAAUGGACCUUUGGCGACGGAUUGUGCAAGGUAACAAGAUUCUGCUUCAACUUGAAUUUAUACGGCAGCAUUGGAUUCCUCACAUGUAUCAGUGUGUACCGGUACCUGGUCAUCGUCCAUCCAUUGAGAGUAAUGGGGAGAUUAACUAUGACUCAGUCUGUGGUCAUCUCUGUUGUGAUGUGGGUUCUGGCGAGUGUCAUAAGUUUUCCAGACAUGUCAUUCCCCAAAGAUUCAAUGAACUCUGGAGCGUGUUAUGACACAACUGAUUCGGAAAAUAUUGAGGAAUACCUGAUCUACAGCCUCUGCUGGACGUUCAUCGGAUUCUGCAUCCCUUUCAUCGUCAUUGUGUGCUGCUAUGGACAUGUGAUUCUUGUUGUCUGCCGCUCAAAUAUGAUGAAUGUAAACCAGAAACAACAAAUCUUAAAGCUGUUGGUUUUUUUGAUUCUUAUGUUCUUGUUUUGUUAUGCACCCUUCCAUGUUUCCAAGAACCUCAAUCUGUAUUCCAGAGUUCUGACUAAGCUGGGCAAACGUCCCACGUGGAAUAAUGUGGUCUUUAAAGCGCGUCAUGUAAGUUUUGGUCUUGUGAGCCUGAAUAGUGCUGUUAACCCACUGGUUUAUCUGUGUGUUUCUGAGGAUGUGGGUGCUCAGUGCAGGCAGCUGCUGCAGCAGAUGUUCAGUUGUUGUUUCAAGCUGAAAUCCAGAUCUGAGCCAGUACCACAGACUGAGAAAGAAGCUUUAAGUGCUUUGUGAUAUGUUUCUCUUUAACUUGACCAUGUCAUGAGUGAAAUUUUUGGUUCGUUCUAUAUGCUUUUAUUUUGUUAACUUGUUUACUUUCAGAGAUUCUAGAAAAUUAACAAUUAAAUAAGAAAUUAAGCGAAACUAUUCUCCCUUGCAAGUGAGUUUCACCUGAGAGGACAGAGGUUGAACCUACUUGUUUAGGAGUCAAAAUUAAAAUGAAUAAAACCAGCUGUGCAUUAGAUAAUGAAUUAUCUGAACAAAGUACUGCCUACUGUUCACCUAUUGGUAUAUAUUGUUUGUAGCUAACAGAUGGGGAAAGCAUUUGCUGCACAACUUUCUACUUAUUUACAGAUAGUCUGUGUAUUGCCAAAAUAGGACACAGUUUUAUCAUGAGUGCAACUUCAAAGAUGAAAAAAAAGUUCAUUUUUAAAAAUAUAAUAAGGCAGUUGUAACAAAAACACUACUAGUAUUGAAUUUGUCUUGUUUAAAGUGUAUUCAUUUAGCGUUAGCAUUAUCUACAGUUAAAUGUGAUUAAAUAAGGAUGUCAGCUGCAUAAGGCAUUAACAAAUACAAACAUGUUCUUCAGUAUUAAACACUUAUUUGUGGGAAACAUUAUAGUCGAUAGUUAAGAUGUUACUUUAACCUACUAUAAAUCUACAUUAAAACCCACCUGUUUAAAGUUGCUUUUGAAACAUUACAAAUGAAACAUUAAUUAACAUUCUGAUGUUUAAUGGCACUUGACAAGAUGUAAUGACUCAAUUAUUGACUGUGUUCUAUGUCUUUAUAUUGUUGUGUUUUUAUCAUGUAAAUCACUUUAAACCUCCUUGUUGCUAAAAUGUGCUGUAAAUAAACUUGAUUGAACUUGA
Messenger RNA from Xiphophorus hellerii (green swordtail), 4232 nucleotides. RefSeq names its product P2Y purinoceptor 1-like. The transcript has a single exon. The record is from RefSeq and is a predicted model, not a curated record. Gene Ontology annotation, cellular component: membrane. Gene Ontology annotation, biological process: G protein-coupled receptor signaling pathway. The coding region runs from base 2392 to 3378 and encodes 328 amino acids. Lineage: Eukaryota; Metazoa; Chordata; Actinopteri; Cyprinodontiformes; Poeciliidae. Gene Ontology annotation, molecular function: neuropeptide receptor activity.